Molecule: messenger RNA, 1139 nt
Organism: Populus trichocarpa (black cottonwood)
Lineage: Eukaryota; Viridiplantae; Streptophyta; Magnoliopsida; Malpighiales; Salicaceae
Exons: 6
Coding region: 199-1026 (275 amino acids)
Molecular function (GO): protein binding; iron ion binding
Source: RefSeq, a predicted model, not a curated record
GGCGCGUGUCGUGAAGGCGCUCCUGUAGCUCCCACCAGGGCCACACAUGCCAAGUGCCAAUACCACUGCCACCAGAAGGCUAUCAGCUUAUGCAAUUUUCUGUCCACGAGCUUCAACAAGGGCAACCAAUUUUACUAACUAGGACUCCAGCACAUACACCAGUACUCUUGCUUGCUCUUUGGGUAGGAGGCACCAGCAAUGUCAUCAGCUGUAGUUGCAGGAACCACCUCCACUUCUUGCUUUGCCACCUUCAGCAAGAAUCACUCCCUUAAAACUACCACACCUACAUCUACGAAAUCAUUCAUUUCCUCUCAUUACCAGAAAAGCAACUUUCAAGGCCUAUCACUUCAAGAUGGCAAAAGGGGUUGCUCGGAUAUCUUCAUGCCUAACAGCAGCUGCAGUACUUUGAUCAAUGUGAGAACAGGGCUUCAGGUCACUGCCAGAACAGCUGGGGCUGCAAAGACAAUUGAGGUUGAGGUUGACAAGCCACUGGGUCUCACUUUGGGUCAAAAGUCUGGCGGUGGUGUAGUCAUAACUGGCGUAGAGGGGGGUGGGAAUGCAGCCAAAGCAGGGCUAAAAUCAGGGGACCAGGUGCUCUACACUAGUAGCUUCUUCGGGGAUGAACUUUGGCCUGCUGAUAAGCUGGGGUUUACUAAAACUGCCAUCCAAGCAAAGCCAGAUUCUAUUUAUUUUGUUGUUAGCAGAGGCGCAGAAGUAGAUGUCAAACGACUGCCUAAGCGUCCUGCUCCUCCCCGCUUUGGAAGGAAGUUGACUGAGGCUCAGAAGGCUAGAGCAACUCACAUAUGCAUUGAUUGUGGAUUCAUAUACACCUUGCAGAAAUCCUUUGAUGAGCAGCCGGAAGCAUACGUAUGCCCACAAUGUAGAGCGCCAAAGAAGAGAUUUGCACGAUAUGAUGUGAAUACUGGAAGAGCAGUUGGUGGCGGAUUGCCUCCUAUCGGAGUCAUCAUUGGGCUAGUGGCUGGCAUUGGUGCAGUUGGUGCCCUGCUUGUUUAUGGCCUUCAAUGAGGCAGUUGCUUAUUAUAACCCAAAUCUUAUCUCCAAUUGUUUUUUCCUCACUCAAAUUCUACUGUCCAGUCUGUUUAAUCGUAAACAUCAGAUGUGCCAUUAGUAUUUGUGUU